AUUUUAUGAAAAAUAAAGUAUAUAUAUUAGGCAGUAAAUAGUUUCUGUGGACUUGUGACUAGUAAAAGUUGUAACAAAUAAGGUAUUUGAAACAUAAUAAACUAAUAUAUAUUUUUCUUUUGUUUGGUCAAAGACAUUUUUGUUCAUCUUAUAUAUAAAAAGCAAAAAAAUCGUGUCAAUUUUCUUAGGUGUCAUACCAUACUGAGAGAUUUCCUUAGCUUUAUAUAUAGAUUUUGAGAGAAUUAUAUUGAAUCAAAAAUAGAAGAAAAUUUGACUGGCCCGUCGUAACGUAACGUGCAGAAACUUGGAUUAUAUAUUAAGUCCACAAGAAGAACACAAAGAUCACGAGAAACACUUGAAGAAUCCAAGUUACAAAAUAUGGUCAUGAUACUUCUCUUGUGCUUGAUAUUUUUCAUUACCAUUCUCUUCUUCAUAAAACAGAGGGCAUGGAAGAAAAGCAACACAAUUCCAUCGCCACCGGGACUUCCGUUGAUCGGAAACAUGCACCAGCUUGGCCAAUAUCCCCACCAAUCACUACGCUCCCUCAGCCAGCAUUACGGACCUCUCAUGCUCCUUCACUUUGGCACUGUCCCCGUUCUUGUAGCCUCUUCUGCGGACGCUGCUAGAGACAUUUUGAAGACGCAUGACCGGGUCUUUGCGAGUCGUCCACAUUCCAAAAUCUACGACAAGCUUCUUUACGGGAGCCGUAAUUUGGCCUCAGCCCCGUACGGAGAGUAUUGGAGACAAAUGAAGAGUCUGAGUGUCCUCCAUCUUCUCAGCAACAAAAUGGUACGAACCUUUCGAGACGUGAGAGAACAAGAGAUCAGUCUGAUGAUGGAAACGAUCCGGAAACAGAAUUCUUCCCCUAUAAAUCUAAGCAAGAUCAUGAUGACUUGUACUAGCGAUGUUAUAUGUAGAGUUGCUUUGGGAAGGAAAUACGGUGCUGAAACAGAUUUAAAAGAGUUGAAGGACAGGCUCGUGAGGCAAUUGGGUACGUUUACUUUCGGGAGUUUUGUACCGUGUCUUUCAUGGAUUGAUUGGAUUUGCGGUUUGGAGCGUCAACUGGAAAAGACGGCAAACGAUUUUGAUGAGAUAUUGGAGAAAGUUGUUCAGGAUCAUGAAGAUGGAGACGGUGGUAAGGCUGAUUUCGCAGAUGUUUUACUCACCCUUCAGAGAGACAAGAGUGUGGGGUUUGAGGUCAGCCGAAUGAGCAUAAAGGCAAUCAUCUUGGAUGCUUUUGUGGGUGGUACAGACACGUCCUCCACGCUUUUGGAAUGGGAAAUGUCAGAGCUGUUAAGUCACCCAGAGUGUCUGAAAAGACUUCAAGAAGAAGUACGUACCGUUAGUAAAGGAAAAUCAAGCGUAUCAGAAGACGACAUCCAAGACAUGUACUACUUAAAAGCUGUGAUCAAAGAGACACUCAGGCUACAUCCUCCAUUUCCAUUGACGGUUCCUCAUGUAUCAACAGAAGAUGUCAACCUAAGAGGUUACCACAUACCAGCCGGCACACAGGUUAUGAUCAAUCUUUAUGCGGUCGGGAGAGAGGUUGCAACAUGGGGACCAGAUGCGGAUGACUUUAAACCGGAGAGGCAUUUAAAUUCGUCUGUUGAUUUCUUAGGCCAGGAUUUUGAGCUGAUUCCGUUUGGAGCAGGGAGAAGAAUGUGCCCAGGGAUAUCGUUUGCUGCAAUGUUGAAUGAGGUGGCUUUGGCUAACUUAAUGCUUGGAUUUGAUUGGCAGUCCACAGAAGAUCAGACAGAGAAUAAUGUUCCUGAAUCAAUCGGUGUUGUGAUUCGCCGCAUGUUCCCUCUUAUCGUCACUGCGUCUCCUGCUACUUGAUUAAGGCAUUAUAUAUGAUAAAUGUCUACUGUUAUGUUAUGUUUACAAAUAGAAAUUGUUCUCUCAUAUGAACGUUGCACUACUAAAGAGAUUUUUAAGAUUUAAGGUUUUGAGUUUCUAUAACUAAUUAAGAACGCCAAGUGAGCUUGCUUAAUUAUAUUUGUUGUUCGGUACAACUGGAUGUCAUGAUUCCCUUUCAAUUGUCGUCACGGCUGGUUAUGCAUUUAUUUGAAACAACGCAAUAACUCACUGAACAAGCAAUGUUAAAAAGGAACAUCAAACGAAUCCGAUAUUUGGAAUAUGCGAAGUUGAGUUUGGAGUAUGGACAAUAGGAUUUGAAGUUUGGAUUUAAGGUAUGGAAUUAAGGUUUUAAAAUUAGAAUCGAAGUUAUAAUCUUGUACAAGUGUUGGAUAUAAGUUUUAGGUACAUUAUUAUAGUAUUUAUAUAUUACUUAAAAGUUUACCGUUUAAUAUCUAUGAUUUAAAAAAUGGAGUUUUGAAUAUCGUGGAGUUUAGGUUUAAGAUCUUAAAUUAAUGUAUGAAAUUUUAAAUUUGAGUUUUAGUUGGAAAGCUUGGAUGUGUGUUUCACCUUACUCUAAACUCGAUUCAAAAAUCCGGCUCAAUAGUCUGAAGGUCCAGUCCACUAGGAUGACGCCC
Messenger RNA from Brassica napus (rape), 2492 nucleotides. RefSeq names its product cytochrome P450 71A23-like. NCBI's taxonomy places the organism in Eukaryota, Viridiplantae, Streptophyta, Magnoliopsida, Brassicales, Brassicaceae. The transcript is spliced from 2 exons. Gene Ontology annotation, molecular function: oxidoreductase activity, acting on paired donors, with incorporation or reduction of molecular oxygen; iron ion binding; heme binding. The record is from RefSeq and is a predicted model, not a curated record. The coding region runs from base 379 to 1836 and encodes 485 amino acids.